Salarias fasciatus (jewelled blenny) is the source of this 1778-nucleotide messenger RNA. RefSeq names its product NMD3 ribosome export adaptor (gene nmd3). Gene Ontology annotation, biological process: ribosomal large subunit export from nucleus. Gene Ontology annotation, cellular component: cytoplasm; nucleus. The record is from RefSeq and is a predicted model, not a curated record. The transcript is spliced from 16 exons. NCBI's taxonomy places the organism in Eukaryota, Metazoa, Chordata, Actinopteri, Blenniiformes, Blenniidae. Bases 125 to 1639 code for a protein of 504 amino acids. Gene Ontology annotation, molecular function: ribosomal large subunit binding.
UGCAGCCGUCAUCGUGGCUCCUCGAUGGGGAAAACGUGGAGGCUUUAGCAGGACUUUUGGUUGUGGAUUUCACAUCUUAACUAUUAUUAGAUCGCUGGAAUUGAUCCGCUGACAGUUGACAACCAUGGAAUACAUGCAGGCCCCUGCCCAAAGCAGCCAGGGACAUAUCCUGUGCUGUACCUGUGGCGUCCCCAUUCCUCCCAACCCAGCCAACAUGUGUGUGGCCUGCCUGCGGACUCAGGUCGACAUCUCUGAGGGAAUCCCAAAACAAGUCACAGUGCACUUCUGCAAACAGUGUGAACGGUAUUUACAGCCCCCAGCCAGCUGGGUGCAGUGUGCCCUGGAGUCCAGGGAGCUUCUGGCUCUUUGCUUGAAAAAACUGAAGAGCUCGAUGACCAAAGUGCGUCUCAUCGAUGCCGGCUUCCUGUGGACAGAGCCACACUCCAAAAGGAUUAAGAUUAAGCUGACCAUCCAGAAAGAGGUGAUGAACGGCGCGAUCCUCCAGCAGGUGUUUGUGGUGGAGUUUGUCGUGCAGUACCAGAUGUGUGACGACUGCCACCGCGUCGAGGCCAAAGACUUCUGGAAGGCCGUGGUUCAAGUUCGGCAGAAGACCGUUCAUAAAAAGACCUUCUACUAUUUGGAGCAGCUCAUCCUGAAGCACAAACUCCACCAGAACUCCCUCAACAUCAAAGAAAUCCACGACGGGAUUGAUUUCUAUUACGGCUCCAAGCAGCACGCUCAGAAGAUGGUGGACUUCUUGCAAUGCACCGUGCCCUGCAGGUCAAAGACGUCCCAGCGCCUCAUCUCUCAUGAUAUCCAUUCAAACACAUACAACUAUAAGAGCACCUUCUCUGUGGAGAUCGUGCCGGUCUGCAAGGACAACGUGGUGUGUCUCUCGCCGCGGCUGGCGCAGAGCCUGGGGAACAUGGGUCAGGUGUGUGUGUGCGUCCGUGUCACCAGCACCAUCCAUCUGAUCGAUCCCUCCACCCUGCAGGUUGCCGAGGUGGACGGAAACACGUACUGGCGAUACCCUUUCAACAGCCUCUGUAACCCACGCCAGCUGGAGGAGUUCAUCGUUAUGGACUUGGACAUCAUCAGGGACCAGAAGCUGGGUGCUGGAGCUGGAGUGAGAUCCAACAAGCACACGCUGGCCGAGGUGUGGGUGCAGAAAACGUCGGAGAUGGACACCAGCCAGCAGUAUCACUGCCGCACAUUCCUGGGACACCUGCUGAACAUCGGAGACCUGGUGCUGGGGUUCGACUUUGCCAAUUCCAACAUCAACGACGAGCACCUGAAUAAGAUGAACCCGCACCACGUUCCCGAUGUGGUGUUGAUCAAGAAGAGCUACGACCGCAGCCGGAGGGUGAAGCGCAGGAACUGGAAGCUGCAGGAGAUGGCCAGAGACCGUGAGGGCAUGGACACCGACGACGAGAGACAAUACCAAGACUUCCUGGAGGACCUGGAGGAAGAUGAGGCUCUGAGGAAGAACGUCAACAUUUACAGAGAUGCGUCAAAGAUCCCGGUGGAGAGCGACACCGACGACGACGGAGCGCCUCGCAUCUCCCUGAUGGAGAUGAUGGAGGAGCUCAGCCUGGCAGAUGCUACAGGAGGAGAGGGUGCAGACAUGAUGACGGACUAGAUGUCUGCGCCGAGAAACACCGAACUGCCGACGGCACAACAUCCGAUUUGGACGUGAGGACUGAUUCGGGCACUGACGCGUCUAAACAUCCAGUCGUCCUCGCAGGGCGAAAACAUGAAUUAAUAAACAUCCAAAUACA